Molecule: messenger RNA, 2750 nt
Organism: Cygnus olor (mute swan)
Lineage: Eukaryota; Metazoa; Chordata; Aves; Anseriformes; Anatidae
Gene: RMDN1
Product: regulator of microtubule dynamics 1
Exons: 11
Coding region: 1-1026 (341 amino acids)
Cellular component (GO): cytoplasm; spindle microtubule; mitotic spindle pole
Molecular function (GO): microtubule binding
Source: RefSeq, a predicted model, not a curated record
AUGCGCGGCUCCCCCCGGCGGAAUGGGCCGGCCUCGGCCUCGUCUCGCCCCGGCCGGCCCCGCUGCCAGCACCGCCCCCGCCGGCGGAGGUGUGAAAUGGCGGCGGGUAAUGUCAUGGCGGCGCUGCUGUCGCGGACCCUCAGCUGCCGCUCCUUCCGCCCGCUGCUAGGGCGGGCGGGGGUCGCCACAGGAGGCCCGCGGGGCUGGGGAGGGCCCGGCCGGAGCCAGGUGCUUAGAAAAAGCCCUAAAAGGGGGGUUGCGCUCUCAGCGGGGUCCUUCUUGGUUUAUGAAGCUUCCAAGCUGGUUUCUGGCUUUGCUGAGGUUCAUGCAAGUUUCAAAGUGGCAGAAGUUAUAGAGCAAGCAGACUACCUGUACGGGAGUGGAGAAACUGAAAAGCUGUAUCGGUUGCUGGUUCAGCAUAAAGAUAGUGAGGAUGCAGAGUUACUGUGGCGGCUGGCACGAGCAUCACGAGAUUUAGCUCAGCUAAGUAGUACUUCUGCAGAGGAGAAAAGACAACUGGUGUAUGAAGCCCUUGAGUAUGCAAAAAAGGCACUUGAAAAAAAUGAAUCAAAUUUUGCAGCACACAAGUGGUAUGCCAUUUGUAUCAGUGAUGUCGGAGAUUAUGAAGGAAUCAAGGUUAAAAUUGCAAAUGCCUUUGUUAUCAAAGAGCAUUUUCAGAGAGCCAUUGAACUGAAUCCAAAGGAUGCAACAUCAAUUCAUCUUAUGGGCAUUUGGUGUUAUUCCUUUGCUGAAAUGCCAUGGUACCAACGAAAAAUAGCUGCAAUGCUAUUUGCAACACCUCCAACUUCCACUUAUCAAGAGGCUCUGCGUUACUUCCACAUGGCAGAGGAAGCUGACCCAAAUUUCUACAGCAAAAAUUUGCUCUUUUUGGGGAAGGCAUAUUUGAAGUUAAACAAUAAAAAGAUGGCUCUUCUGUGGUUAAGCAAAGCAAAGGAUUAUCCAGCACAUACCGAAGAGGACAAACAGGUACAGAAAGAAGCUUUGGAGUUGCUUAAUUCUAUAUAACAAGAAACAAGAUACUGGGAAUUCAGUACCUCAGAAACUAGUACCUGCACAAAGGAAAGUGAUCUGGGUACCAAGUGAAGAUCAGUGGUUGUUUAGAAGAAAGCAGUUGCUGACUUCCUUGCAGGAAAAAAGGAACACACAGCACCUGUGAACUAUAGCAUAGCUCCCUCCAGUAGUAUUUCCAUGUCAGUGUCUGAGCCCAAGCCUUUGCUGCUUGCCUGCUCUUCAGAUGCCUCUUCCUCCCUGGCCUAAGUGCAGCUGAAUUAUGGGCAACACAGAUGGAAAAGAAAUGGCAAUGCAGUAUUACUGGAAGUCUCAGCUCUGGAUAUCCAAGUUAACUGCAUGCACCUGCACAAGUACAUAGAUUGUUCUUCAUGUUCUUUUGCUUCUUGAGCCAUGCUUGUAGUGAGUCUCUGAAGCCAACUAAUAGAUCGUGCAUAGAAGGACACGGGGUUUUAUUUUUCCCUUGCUCACUGUUACCCACAGGAAAAAUUUACAGUCACGAGACAGCUGAAGUUACCAAAACAAUAAAGCAACUACAUUCUUGUGAUGUGCUGUCUUUUUUAUUAUUAUUAUUAUUCGCUUACUCACAGAUUCACAAAGUUCAGCAGUUGGUAGUGGGUUACCAAGUCAUUCAUUAGUGCAAAUUCAUAAAGUUCAACGACAUUUAGCCCUCUUAACUGUCUUUUAGGCGAGCCACACACACUUCUGUUGCCCUGCCUUUGACUUUUUUUUUUAAAGCUUCCUCCAUUCUAACCAGCAUAAACCAUAAUUUAGGUGGAUUUACACUUGAAAUUAAUGAUAUAUUUAUGAAAAUGGCUUUGCAGAAGAUAUUUGGUGUAGUAUGAAAAACCUUCAAAUGGCAGUUGUUGAACCUCUUAUGGGAAGUUAACGCAAGCUAGCAGUCUGUCGGGUCAGUUGCAGUACCGCUGCUAUCAAGGUUCCGUACAGGUAACAGCUCCACAGCAAACUGUGCAUUUGGAAUACAAAGCCUCAGGAGAAUCCGAUAUGUAGAAAAAUAAAAUUUUGGCAGAAUUCAGUUGCUGUAUUGGAAAGAUAAAAGAACAGAUAUAGCUAUUUUUUUUCUGCAUGUACACUUUUAACAGUGCAAUAUGAUAUGUUACAGAAAUGUUUUUAAUCAUAGUCUAAGAAAUCAUUUUCAUGUGUGUACAAAAAUUCUGUAUAAGUUAAAUGUAAUGGAAUUUACAGUUAAUAUUAAAGCAUAAUACAAAUGGUAAUUUAAAACAUUUUUAUUAUAGGGAAGCACAGUUUGCUAAAAAGUAGCAUUUAAUAUAAUUCACAUGAAUAAAGUGUGGUAACUUUUUUUAAAUAUCUUUGCAGUUCAGCAAAUGCCCUCAACACCAAAAAAAAUCACUUUUUAUUACUGUGUACUUAGGAGAAACUUGGUCUACAUAAAAGAAUGACAGGCUUUAGACAUACUUAAUUCAGGUACAUCUGAAUUUCUACAGGAACUUAAGAGGAAUAAGAGUAUUUAAUACUUUAAAAUACUUUUAACUGUGCAAAGCUUAUAUAACUUUAUUUUAUUUGGGUUUACUAGAUCCAAUAACUGAAACUGAACAUGAGCAUAGAAAGCAGCAAAGUUCACAUUACCUUUUGUAGACCCUUACAUCUCAGUUUACAUUAAUAUACUCUGUGAAGUUGUGAAAAGAAUAUAGAUUGAAAAAGUAAAAAAAAAAAAAAAAAAAAAAAACACACACCUGUAA